AACAGACGAAGAAUUUGCGCAUGCGUUCAGCUGCGCAGAAGUAUCAGUUGUCAUUGUUUGUUCCUCUCCUUCGUUUACUUAAAAAUUUUCAAUUGUUAUAGUAACAAUGUCUUCGUCUCUGUACCUCAGAGACUUUAUCAGAGAAAGACUAACCGCCGCGGCUGAGGAAAUCUUCACAGAGUUUGAAAAAAACAUCACCCGAUACGAGGAAAGGAUCAGACUGCUGGAUACCUGCUGGAGACCCCAUAUAAAGCUGCACAGAAUCGACCUCCCACAGCAACAUGUCUGUAUGGAGGACGACGUUUCUGCCGAGCAGGGGAUCUGUAACCAGGAGACAAACUGCAGUCUGAACCGGGAGGAUCCAGGACCUCUGUGGAUUAAACAAGAGGAGGAGGAGGAAUUCUGCAGCUCCCAGGAGGAAGAGGAGCCAGAGCUGAAGGAGGAGACAAAUAUAUACACGCUGAAUCCUAGUUAUGAGGAAGACCUACAGCAACGCGUCCCCACGGAGGGGGAAGCUCUUACCGACCAGCUGCUCUGUGACCAGGAGAGCAACUCCAGUCAUGACCAGAUGGAGCCAGAACCUCCACUUAUCAAGGAGGAAGAGGAGGAACUCUGCAGCUCUCAGGAGGAAGAGCGGCGCGUACCACAGGAGGUAACGAACGGCUUUAUGCCCACUCCUAGUUCCUCCGCGGAAGGAGAGGACACCGAAUCAGAACAAGACCCGGGUUUUCAUCCGGAACCAAACCGCCACCAGAUCCAGCCUCACGCCUUCUCUCUCACCCCGGGGGUGUUUUAUAAAGGAAGUGACGACUGGGAUCCAGAAGAGCGUAAGAACGCUGAGCCGAAGCCAGAAGGGAGACAGUUCAAUAACAAUAUGGAGUUCCCUCCAUUAUCAGCGGCGGACUCCCAGGUCGAUGCGUUCAAAAAGCCCUUUCACUGCGACCUUUGUGGCAAAAUCUUUCAAUUCAAAUCCAGACUGAUCAGACAUGCGGCGACCCACAUGGGUAAAAACACGUCGUCAUGUGGCAUUUGUAAGAAAUCGUUUAGUGAAAACCGCCAACUGAUCCACCACAUGAGGAUCCACACAGGGGAGAGGCCCUGCGGCAUAGUGCUCGGUCAGCACAGUGGCUUGUUGGCGCCCAAGAAGGAGAAGCCGUUCGUUUGUAACACGUGUGGAAAAUAUUUUAGCAAGUCCUACAUCCUGAAAAGACACGCCCGGCUCCACACCGGCGAGAAGCCUUUCACCUGCGGCAUGUGCGGCAAAUCCUUCAGCCGGAGGGACCACAUGCUGGGCCACAUGAAAACCCACUCGGGCGGCGGCGCUUCUGUCCGCAGCGGCUUAGGGCGACCGCCCGUCCCGUCGGCGCCCGCGAGCAAACAGGUGGUGGUCCACUCCGUCAAGAAGCCCUAUUCUUGCGAGGUAUGCGGGAAAGGCUUCAGGCGACACCGCAGCUUUUCGUUUCACAUGAAGAGUCACGGCGGCGUGGGUUCGUUCGACUGCAAGACCUGCGGGAAAAACUUCAACCAGGCCUCGAAGCUGAAAAGACACGAGACGGUGCACACGGGCGCGAAGCCUUUCUCCUGCGGCACGUGCGGGAAAUCGCUAAGCAGAAGGGACCACUUGCUGCGGCACAUGAGACUCCACGCUGGCGGGAACCCCCACGUUUAACGCCAGCCCUGGAAAUCGUUCGAAGUGCAUACAGUGAACGACGCGGGUCUGAUUUCUGAAGAGUGUGUAAACAAACAUUUAGCGUAAAGACCUCCAUAUUAGAAUCCUCUUAGGUGGGAUGCUUCUUACUAAGAGAUUUAGACGAGGACAA
Fundulus heteroclitus (mummichog) is the source of this 1820-nucleotide messenger RNA. Its product is annotated as zinc finger protein 287. The record is from RefSeq and is a predicted model, not a curated record. Lineage: Eukaryota; Metazoa; Chordata; Actinopteri; Cyprinodontiformes; Fundulidae. The transcript has 4 exons. Bases 107 to 1669 code for a protein of 520 amino acids.